AAAAGAUCACUACGUUCCGCCGUAAGCUCCGUGUUUUCUCGCGUUGUUUUCACGGCCUGGAGCCGCGAUGUUUCCCUCAAAGGUGAGGCUGCUGCGGUCCAAACACACCUUAGCCAGCAGGUUGGUUCUGGGCAUCGAGACCAGCUGCGAUGAUACCGGAGCCGCUGUGAUGGACGGAACCGGAACCAUUCUGGGUGAAUCCCUGCAUUCUCAGAAAGAGGUCCAUCUGAGGUCGGGCGGCAUCAUCCCCACAGUGGCCCAGGAGCUCCACAGAGCAAACAUCCAGCGCGUGGUCCAGGAGGCCCUGCAGCGGAGCGGCGUGGCUCCGGCGGAGCUCGCCGCCGUGGCCGCCACCGUGAAGCCCGGUCUGGCCCUGAGCCUCGGCGUGGGCCUGCGGUUCAGCCAGGCGUUCGUCAGGCAGCACAACAAGCCGUUCAUCCCCGUCCACCACAUGGAGGCCCACGCCCUGACCGUCAGGAUGCUCCACGCCGUCAGCUUCCCCUUCCUGGUGCUGCUGGUGUCCGGGGGCCACGCCCUCCUGGCCGUGGCGCGAGGCGUGGAUGACUUCCUGCUCCUGGGACGCACGCUGGACGAAGCUCCGGGAGACACACUGGACAAGGUGGCCAGACGUCUGUCCCUCAGGAAGCACCCCCGCUGCUCCACGCUGAGUGGCGGCGAGGCCAUAGAGCUGCUGGCCAAGGACGGAGACAGAAGGAGGUUUGGCUUCAGGACACCGAUGGGACAAACUCCAGACUGCUGCUUCUCCUUCGCCGGACUGCGGAACCAGAUCACCAUGGCGAUCCAGAAGCAGGAGGAGGAGGAAGGCGUACAGGAAGGAACCCUGCUGUCCAGCGUGAAUGACAUCGCAGCGGCGGCUCAGCACACCGUCGCCAUGCAUCUGGCGAAGAGGACCCACCGGGCCGCCCUGUUCUGCAGAACCAACCGCCUGCUGCCUCCUGAUGAGCCGACGCUGGUUCUCUCUGGAGGAGUUGCCAGCAACCAGUACAUCCGAAAGGUUCUGACCAUCAUUGCAGAGCGGACCGGACUCCGGCUGCUCUGUCCUCCGGCCCGGUUCUGCACAGACAACGGCGUGAUGAUUGCAUGGAAUGGAGUGGAGCGUCUGAGAGAAGGAAGAGGCGUGCUGGCGCCGGACGUGGACGUCAGCUACGAGCCAAAGUGAGUCUGAAACGGAGCGCCGCUGGGUGUGGACAUCUCAGCGGAGGUGAGGGCGGCCGCCAUCAGGCUACCGUCGCUCCGGAUCAAGAUCCCCGACUGAACCAGAGUCCGACCCGUUUCUUCUCUAAUUUAUUAAUAAACUUAUUUUCAUUAAGUUUUCUGAUUUAUUGAUUGUUUUUCCUCUCGGUGAUUAAAGAAAAACCUUCAACAUUUUCUGAGCUUCAACUUAAUAAAGUAUGGCAGCAUAUUAGGGACAUUCAAAGCUUAAAGUGACAAAUUUCCAAGUAAAAACAAGCAAAUUCACAAGAUUAUAAAUUAUUAGUUUAUAAUUAUUUAGUUAAUAUCAUU
Messenger RNA from Cyprinodon tularosa, 1524 nucleotides. It is a transcript of the gene osgepl1, whose product is annotated as O-sialoglycoprotein endopeptidase-like 1. The record is from RefSeq and is a predicted model, not a curated record. Lineage: Eukaryota; Metazoa; Chordata; Actinopteri; Cyprinodontiformes; Cyprinodontidae. The transcript is spliced from 7 exons. The coding region runs from base 68 to 1180 and encodes 370 amino acids. Gene Ontology annotation, biological process: tRNA threonylcarbamoyladenosine modification. Gene Ontology annotation, cellular component: mitochondrion.